AUGAAGAUGUUGCAGUUCAUCAACGCCACCCUGGGACUGCUGCUGGUGGCCGCCGCCCUGGUAUCGGCCGAGCAUCAUCACGCCCCGUCCUACGAACACCCAGCCGGACCGCCGAUCCCGAUCGUGCACAGCGAGUCGUACAGCAGCCACGACGGAAGCUACAAGUUUGCGUACGAAUCCGGCAACGGCAUCGUGGCCCAGGAGGAAGGAUUCGUCAAGAACGCCGGCACCAAAGACCACGAAGUGCAGGUCGCCCACGGCUCGUACUCGUACACCGAUCCGCACGGAGUGCCGGUGUCCGUGAGCUACGUCGCCGACGAGAACGGCUUCCAGGCGCAGGGAUCCCACCUGCCGACGCCGCCGCCGGUGCCGAAGGAGCUGAUCGAUGCCUACGCCAAGGCCGCCAGCCAGCCGCAGGUGCACGAUGAGCCCGAGUACGCCCAGCCGGCCCCGCACGGUUACAGCUCGUACUGA
This is a messenger RNA of Anopheles cruzii, 474 nucleotides long. RefSeq names its product endocuticle structural glycoprotein SgAbd-2 (gene Cpr65Az). Gene Ontology annotation, cellular component: chitin-based extracellular matrix. The coding region runs from base 1 to 474 and encodes 157 amino acids. NCBI's taxonomy places the organism in Eukaryota, Metazoa, Arthropoda, Insecta, Diptera, Culicidae. The transcript is spliced from 2 exons. Gene Ontology annotation, molecular function: structural constituent of chitin-based larval cuticle. The record is from RefSeq and is a predicted model, not a curated record.